AUGGCUGAAACAUCUUUCCUUGAUCAUAUGCGCGAAAUUGUUGGCGACGCUCGUCCAUCAAUUGCAAUCGCAGGACUCGUGGCCAUUUUCGUGACACUCUGGUCUGUCCUCUCAACAUGGCCACAGUACAACCGCCUGCGCGAAUUUAAAGGCCCUCGCCUAGCAGCACUCUCAAAAUGGUGGUUAAUCAAGAAAGUCGGCGGUGGGAGAGCAUACCUCGACUUUUGGGAGGUCACGAAACAAUACGGCUCAAUUGCUAAGGUCGGACCCAACGAUCUUCUCACCGACGACCCGGAACUAAUGCGUCACAUCCUCAACGUACGAACCGAAUACCGUCGAUCAGAUUGGUACGACGGUAUGCGCUUCGAUCCUGGUAACAACAACAUUCUCUCAUGGCGCGACGAAGACGAGCAUUUCAAUGUCGCGGGCUCAGAUACAACAGCUACAGCCAUUCGCUCAACCAUGCUUCACAUCAUCACCAAUCCUCUCGUACACCCCACCCUCCGCGCCGAAAUCUCAAAAACUCACUUCUCAGAACCCAUAAUCCCCGACGCAAUCGGCCGUGAUCUCCCCUGUCUCCAAGCCGUCAUAAAAGAAGGUCUCCGCACAUUCCCUCCCGUCGCAGGUCUAAUGUCCAAACAAGUCCCCGCCCCAAAGGCGACACCUGGAAAGGAAAAUUCAUCCCCGGCGGUACCAAAAUCGGAUACUGCGCGUGGGGAAUAUUCCGCCGUGAAGAUAUCUGGGGUUCUGAUGCUGGAGAGUUUAGACCCGAGAGAUGGUUGGAGAUGUUCACGGAAUAAGGCCGCCGUCACGGAUACGAUGGAUCUUAUAGACAGUUCGCUGGACAAGAACUUGGUCAAAUGGGUCAAGACUACCCAAGCGACCCUGGCUGAGGCCCAGACGAAGAAGGGUCAGUUUGUUACCGAUCACCCUACCAAGGAUGCCGUCGAGAAACUCUUCAUGGCCCGAGUACUCGGCAAGGCCAUUCUCACACCUGGCUUAAACCCGGCUGGCACGUUCGUCCGAAUGGCCUGCGGAAGUGACUAUUCUUUCCCCGGCUCCAAGCUGAUUGAAGACCAUUCGGCUAUCCCCAUCACUACUGUUGAAGGGCCUUAUCCACCCUGCGCCAUCCCGGAGAAGGACCUUAAGCCAAUCAGCAUCUCCCAGAUGCGUCUCGAAACUCACCAUUGGGGAUCAAAGGUUCUCCUCCACCAGUUGUCGCUUGUCGACCGUGGUGAGGCUAUCAUGUUCAUCGUCGAGGAUCAGGCGGGUACAGCUGUCUUGCUCAAGCUGUAUCACCAGCCUUUGGAGAAGGAGAUCUCCUGCAACUGGACAAUGUUGGACUAUCGUGUGUGCAUCGUCAAGAACCCUUUUUUUCAGCGCGUUCAUGACACCAUCACCCCGAAUUUCUGUCAGAUUCCCCAGUCUUACUACACGCUGAGAGUCGACCACCCGGGCGACAUCAUUCCCCUGCGCCAUGGCGAUGGACGAAUUCCAGAGGCAUGGAAAGUUAACCCAGACCGAGACGACAAGACCAGUCAUGGCUACCGCGAUCUCGGCAACAAGGCCUUUGGCAAGAAGGAUUGGGCAGCAGCUCAUCACUCGUACUCCCAAGCCCUCGAUGUCGCCGAGACUUCCCAAGACAAGCAGCUGGCCCACCUCAACCGCUCCCUCAUCAACCUCAAGCUUGGUCGACCCGCCGAAGCACUGCUAGAUGUCACCCAGGCUUAUGACCCUGAGGCGCCUACCGAGAAGGCUUUGUUCCGUCAUGCCAUCGCCCUCUAUAGACUGAACCGGUUCGAGGAUUGCGAAGCCAUGCUCAUCGACCUCCUGGACAAGUUUCCUGACAACAAGGCGGCCGAGACAACUCUUCUUUCUGUCAAGACACGACUGACAGAGCAGCGCACGGGUAAAUACAAUUUCAACAAGAUGUAUAAGACAGCCAAGGCAGCCAAGGGAGCUCCCUUGAUUGAUUGCGCCACCUACUCGAAGCCUGUCGAGAUUCGGGAGUCGCCUGGGCGCGGUCGCGGUCUGUACACCACCAAGGCUGUCAAAGCGGGUGACUUACUCCUCGUUGAGAAGGCUUUUGAGUACUCAUUCAUUGACGAGACCCGACUGACGGACCAAUGCACUAUCUUGGCCAACUUCAACACCAAGCGCAUGACGGCUGGUGCAUCCGCGAACCUCUGGCCCAAGGUUGUUCAGAAGCUGUACCAUGAUCCGGAAGCUCUCUCUGCAUUUACCGAGCUACACCAUGGAAAGUACAAACCGGUAACAGCUACCGAGGGGGACGGACGUCCUGUUGUUGAUGCCUUCCUUGUCGAGAAGAUCCUUUCUCUCAAUUCAUUCGGUGCCCCACGAUCCACUCGCGACUUCUGUGGCAACAACGUCUGGAGCGGCAACCCAGCCCCCGAAGUCUGCGCCUCCACUCGUGAGAGGCCUCUCUUCACCUCCGUUGGUGUCUGGCUUCUCGCCGCCCGCAUCAACCAUUCUUGUGUCGGCAACUGCCGUCGCUCAUUCAUCGGCGACAUGGCUAUCAUCCGUGCGGCACGCGAUAUACCGGUUGGCACCGAGUUAACGAUUCCGUACCGCCCAUCUACCGACUCGGAAUCAUACCAGGAUGUUCAGAAGGGCUUGGCCAAAUGGGGAUUCAUAUGUGAUUGCGAACUUUGCAAGGACCGACUCAAGACCACCGAGGCUGUUCGCGUUCGGCGUAAAGAGCUCAGCAAAGAAUUCGACAAGCAGGUGCCUUCCGACCAAGAAUUCGACCUCGAAAAGGCCACUAAGCUUCUGCGUGUUAUCGAGAAGACCUACUCUGGCAAACCCGCCAAGCAGAUCCGCUGGUGCAUCGCACACCUCUAUGCCUACGUUGGAAUUCGUUUACGUCAGGAUGAAGAUUUUGUCCGGGCUGCUGAAAUGCUCAUCAAGGGCCUCGAGACCAUGGGCUUUGUCAUUCUAGCAACUCCGCCUGAUGACGGUAGUGCCCAGGCUCGUUUUGAAGUCAAGCAGUGGGGAAUGAUGGAACAUCACAUCCCGUGGCUCUUCUUCCAAUUGAUUGAAUGCUACGCCGAGAUCAACCCGCACUUGGUGCCUGUCGCUGAGCAUUAUGCUCAGAUAGCGUACUCGAUCAUUGUUGGUGAGGGGGAGUCGAUGUGGGAUGUCAUGCCUGCUACUGGCAACAAGGCGGAGCGAACCUGA
Fusarium musae is the source of this 3198-nucleotide messenger RNA. RefSeq lists its product as uncharacterized. The record is from RefSeq and is a predicted model, not a curated record. The transcript has 6 exons. The coding region runs from base 1 to 3198 and encodes 1065 amino acids. Gene Ontology annotation, molecular function: monooxygenase activity; heme binding; protein binding. Lineage: Eukaryota; Fungi; Ascomycota; Sordariomycetes; Hypocreales; Nectriaceae.